AUGUGCUUUUCAUGCUUUCUUUUAGCUGAUGUGUCAGUGGGCCAGGAUCCAACUAACACUGUUGGAUCAUGUAAUAUACUUGCAAGGCGUCAUGCAGAAUUAGAAUGUUGCACAUUUCUUCUGAUAUUUACUGAAAAGAGAUUUAAUUUGCAGAAGAGCUAUUGUGCUGCUGGUGAACUUGGAGUGAGGCAUUAUGUCAUUGUUCUCUUUCUUCUUAUUUUGUUUUACAGUGUGCUAAAUGAACGACAACAUGCUAUAUUAGAAGAAUUUGCAAAGGAGGAAAUUAACCAUGGGAAGAGCAUGGCCCUUGAAGGAAACUGGUUCUCUCUAAGGGUCCCAUUUGGGAAGGUAUCUCUCAAGGCUUCAUUAGAGAUUUGCUUUCUGCCUUUCGCGGGAUCCCGAUUGUCCAUUUACCACUCCCGCUAUGGAGAAGACAUACUAGUUAAGCUGCGCCAAGACUGCACCUACAAUCCCGUGGUGCCACUUUUGUCCCUUUUGGAAAGGAUUCAUUUUAACUAUUUAUGCAGUGAAGAGGGUGUGCUGGAUACCUUCCGUGGUCACUUGUCGGUUAGUGUGGCCCUUUGUCCUUUGAGGGUGGGCCCCUCCUGCCAUGUCAGCUCAUACCUCCUCUUAGCCUUGACACGUGUUCUUUUGUGGUCAAUACAUGUGUCCUUAUUUUAUAGGCCACUACAUUUGGCUCCUGUGCAUGUUGGGUCUCGGGAAGAGGCCCACACGUGCACACCAUAG
This is a messenger RNA of Ilex paraguariensis (yerba mate), 747 nucleotides long. The record is from the annotation of a GenBank genome assembly. Lineage: Eukaryota; Viridiplantae; Streptophyta; Magnoliopsida; Aquifoliales; Aquifoliaceae.